GUCUGUCUUUGUCUGUCUGCUCAUUGCUCUGAUGAAAGAGUGACUGAAAGCUCAUGAAAUAAAGCGAAAACACAGCAUGGAUACAGGGUUCCUUUGACGUGGGACUGAAAGUGUUAUCAUGGCCUUCUCGAGAAGUCUCCAAAAAGACAGGAAGAUUCCUACUCUGCGUCAGCACCUGACUUUCAUGGAAAUCAAACUGAACUACAAUAUUGAGACUGAGGGUAGAAUACUCCCUGAACAUUUUUAUUAAUCCCUACGGUGUAUGGAAAGUGCUCCUGGAUGGACCUGGGCGAAAACAGCUGGUCCAUGGUCAAGCGAGAAGUAUCCAGCAGCCCAGGGUCACCGGCUGAGCAGACCUACCUGCCCGGUGACAGCAGGAGGGACGGUCAGACCUCGGACGAGCUGAGGACACCCCCGAGCGAGCUCGACGCGCUGGGGCACCGCCGCUCCGACGGCAGAUCGCUACACUCCUACGUUCACUUCGGACACCAUAACAACACCCUGACCGGCGCCGAGGACAUCCCGCUGUUUACGGAUUUAGACCAGGGCAGCAAACUCGUCCUCUCCAGCGGAGCGCACAAGGCGAGCUUGCUGGUGGACCCGGCAGACAUGUACCAAACACUGGCCAUCGCCGCGGCUCAAAGCCAGACUGGAUAUGAUUCCUCCUCUGGCGGUUACAUGCACUCCAACCCCAACUCUCCCGUGUACGUGCCCAGCUCCCGGGUGGGCCCCAUGAUACCCAGCCUGUCUUACCUGCAGGCCAGCGGCUCCGCGCAGCCCAGCCACGCCGUCUCCAGCCACUCGGUCUGGUCUCAGUCCGCCCCGGAGAGCCCCUCAUAUAGCACCGGGAGCCCGCACGCCUCGAGUCGGUUCCACUACCCUCCGAGUCCGCCCAUGAAUAACGGCACGCCGCGGGACACCGGCUACAGCAACACGCUGAACGUAAGCAACAGAGACCAGUAUGGCCUCUCUCGGCCCCUCAGCGGGAGCUACCCGAGCCCAUACUCUCCUUACGUUGCACCGCAGCUCUCCCAGCUGCCCUCGCCUUGGACCGGGGGACCUUUCGAUAACACGAUGCUGCACACCUUGCAGAGCAGAGGCGCGCCCUUGAUCCGAGGACCAAACGGAGUUUCAGAUAUUCUCGACGACAUGGGGGAGAGCCGAGAGUGCGUCAACUGCGGCUCCAUCUCCACGCCGCUCUGGAGGCGCGACGGCACGGGCCACUUUCUCUGCAACGCCUGCGGCCUGUACAGCAAAAUGAAUGGGCUGAGCAGGCCAUUAAUUAAACCACAGAAACGGACGUCAACGUCCAGAAGAAUCGGCCUGUCCUGCGCCAACUGUCAAACCAGCACAACCACUCUGUGGCGCAGAAACGCCGAUGGAGAGCCAGUGUGUAACGCAUGCGGGCUCUACACGAAACUACAUGGGGUACCUCGGCCGCUCGCCAUGAAGAAAGAGGGAAUUCAGACAAGAAAAAGAAAACCGAAAACAUUGAAUAAAACGAAGGGAUCCUCUGGAAAUAACAACUCUGUCUCUAUGACUCCCACAUCCACCUCUUCAUCCAAUUCUGAGGACUGCUCAAAAACCAGCUCUCCCUCUGGACAGGUGUCAGGGGUCAGUUCAUCCGUGCUGUCCAGCUCGGGGGAGGGAACAGGCUCUGACUCGGCAGUGAAGUACCCGGCACAGGACGGCCUGUACACCAGUGUGGGCUUGACCCAGCCGUCAGAUGUAGCUUCAGUGAGGGGCGAACCCUGGUGCCCCAUGGCUUUAGCUUGAACAUUUAAAUGUUUUUUGGGAGGACAGCAGUCCCUGGCCCCUUCUGUCUGGAUGCUAUGUGGUGUGGAAGUAUUUAAAGAGAAGGGGGGGGGGGACAAUUUUUGUUUCCUUCCUCGCAGAAGAGUUGGACAGGGUGGGGGGUGGGUUGGGGGAUGGGGGGGGAGAAGAAGAAAACGAAGGGUGAGACCACCUUAAGGUCAUGCUGCAAGCUUGAACCAAGAUUGGAAUAUCUGGGAUUUGUUUCCAGAUUGGUGUGGGGAUCUUGUUGCCUUAAAAACAACAACAACAACAACAACAAAGGGAAACGCCAGGCCAGAUGAUCAAUUAGGUGGCCUGCUGUGGAUGGUUUCUGGACCCGCUGCCGUGCACUCGCUAUUUCUCCCAUCCAUCCAUGGCACAGAACCAGAUCUGGGUUCUUAAAAGAAAAGCCAUCGUGUACAUAAUGGAUUUCCUCUCUGAAGAAAAAAAAAAAAAAUCUGUUGAUUGGAUACCAGCGCUUCAGAAAGCGCUAUACUCUUUUAAGGACAUUUAGAUUUUCUUUUUCUUUCCACAACUGGAAUCAUGCCACAAGUGCCGAGACAACUUUUAUGAAUCAAAAGAAGAAAAUAUUUAUAAAUCUUCCAUUGUUGAAAACAUGGCUAUGAUUGUUAAUAAAGAUAUCAAUAUAGAGUAGAAGUUAAACCAUUCUGAUGUCUUCUUUUCUAAUUUUUUUUCCUUUGAUAAGUGGUUGUUAGUAGUACAGUAGUGUUGAAUCUGCACAUGUUUUCCACUGAAAGCUCUUACUGUAUUUGACUGAAAAGAGUUUGGUUUAAACAGGGUAUAAAUGACUGUGUCAUCCAGUGUUUUUGUUUAAUUAUUUACUAUAAAUUACAAAUAAUCAACUCCUUUAGACUAAUUUUUGAUGCUGAAAUCGGCAGUUGGGUAAAGCGUUAAGGUACUUCUCUCAAAGCAGAGCUACAAAAACUGUUUUCCACAUAAAGCAGUUGGACGGCUUGUUUGAACAAAGCACACCCAGAAUAGCUGUGAGCCUACUGACCUUUAUGUUACAAGGCAUAAACUGCAAAAGAAGACUGCUGGCUGCACUACCUGACUCACUAUAAACUGUAUACCUUUCACGAAGCGAGCAUGUACUGUUGCAUCAUUUUUUUUCUACCAAAAUUAGACCAGAGAGGAGAGUGAGGUCACCUCUGAACAAAUUCAUGUUACUCUGAUGACUUUGACUAAUCCCAGUAAGGAUUAAAAGGAGUGUAAUGGCCCGGUGGUUUAACAUGAUAAGUGGAUGAGGAGGAAAAUAAAUAAAGACGCAGACAGUUUAUAUUAUUUUAAAAUAUUUUCUUUAAAAUGCACCCUCAUUGUGGCAAAAAUUUGAAUGGGAGGCACGCAGAGUGAUAUUCACAAGGUGUGUUUGAUUCUUCACCCUGUGUGUCUCUGUGUCCUCCAGCCGUGGUGUGGGUGGAGUCUCAAAAAGACACAAAACCUGAAGGAAACUAAUGAGUUAGGAGUGAAUCUUGCCAUAAAAAGGAUUUUUUUUUCUUUCACAACUUGCUUCAUCCAACAAAAAAGGGCAUGUCAUUCAUUCUUCUGGACUUAUUUAUUUUUUUUGGGAACAUGUUUAUUUUAGCAUAAUUUUUUGUUGUUUUAUUUUCUUUUUGUUGUUUUAUUUUCUUUUUCUUUUUUUUUCUUGAACAUUACAAAAGAUUAUUUUUAUUUAAAUUCAGUCCAAUAAAUUGUUCUGGUGAUGCAAAAAAUAAAUUUACAGUUACCCUGUGUUUUAAAAAAAAAAAAGAGCAGCAGUGUUUUGAAGUUGCGGAAAGAACCGUGUUCUUGCAUAAUAUGUAAUAUUACUCAGGCAUACUUUUGUAUGAGGCAAUCGCAGCUAUGCUUUAACACCCCAUCUCCCCAGGGCUGAAGAAAAACUGAACAGCUUCUCAGAUUUUUUCAUGCUCAAGAGGGGGGAAAAAGAAAAGUCAAGAUCAGCUAAUGCAUGGGACGGAUUUGCUGGGAAACAUUGCAGUGAUAAAAUAAAAACUGUGCUUCUUUUUCAGAAAGACACACAUCCCACCUAAAAGUUUCAAAAGCUGACAUCUCGAAUCAAACAUUUUUCUGUGUUUUCUGGGUGGUUUGCUUCCAUUCUCUGCUUAUGUUUCAUUAAAGCGAACCUUUAUUCUU
Molecule: messenger RNA, 3945 nt
Organism: Lates calcarifer (barramundi perch)
Lineage: Eukaryota; Metazoa; Chordata; Actinopteri; Centropomidae
Gene: gata6
Product: GATA binding protein 6
Exons: 8
Coding region: 280-1776 (498 amino acids)
Biological process (GO): epithelial cell differentiation; positive regulation of transcription by RNA polymerase II; cell fate commitment
Cellular component (GO): nucleus
Molecular function (GO): RNA polymerase II cis-regulatory region sequence-specific DNA binding; DNA-binding transcription factor activity, RNA polymerase II-specific; zinc ion binding
Source: RefSeq, a predicted model, not a curated record